Messenger RNA from Blumeria graminis f. sp. triticale, 666 nucleotides. NCBI's taxonomy places the organism in Eukaryota, Fungi, Ascomycota, Leotiomycetes, Helotiales, Erysiphaceae. The record is from the annotation of a GenBank genome assembly.
AUGCCUAACGAUAGCGAUGGCCAAUCGAGCUCAAGUUCAGGAUCCAAGAAAAACCCUAUGCGCGGGGAUGUUUCACAGAGUAAUUGGAUGCGCCGACGCCAAAUUGGGUUGGAGGAAGCAUACAAUCAGAUGAAUGACGAAGGGAUCCUCCGGCAUUCCUCAAAGCUUGAUCCGCAUCAGAAGAGUCCAAAGACAAUAGAUUGGCCCUCUACAGAUGGCCACGUAUUUUUGGGCGCACGCUAUGAGCUUGAUUUAGAUCUUCCGAUGCAAGAAAAGACACGUGCAACUAGAGAGCUAGCGUACUUCGAGAGCGAGAGUUCAAUAGGUCAAGCAGAAAGAAGCCCAACACCUGUUGCUAGGCUUCGCCAUUACGCGCCAAGAGAAGACAAAGGAUCUCUGCAGUCAUUUCCAUCUAAUGAAGCUCGUGGAGACGUGAUUAAAAACAAUCUUGUAAGGUCUAAACGUGACCAGUUAAGGAAAGAGCGUAUGUUAGCUAACCAGAGACCCAUAUUUGCAAGAGAUCAUAGUCAGAACCUUGGGCAAAGAAAAAGCAAGCGAAGGCAUCAGGUGUUAUUAGAUGAUGAACCAGAGCCUCCUCCUAACAUACCCCGGGCCUGGACUUCCAGGAAUGCUCAAAUGACAUCAAAAAUGAAGUCGCAUCUAUAA